Molecule: messenger RNA, 1983 nt
Organism: Striga asiatica
Lineage: Eukaryota; Viridiplantae; Streptophyta; Magnoliopsida; Lamiales; Orobanchaceae
Source: the annotation of a GenBank genome assembly
AUGUCAGUAGCCAUUGAAGUGAAAAUAUCUGAUUUACGAGCCAAUCGACAGAAACUUGAAGACAAAGCCAAGAACAGAAAUGAUGCUCUGUAUUUCAUAAACCCUAGAAAGCUGUGCAAAGCAACUGAAUUCAGCGAGAGGUUGAGCUACUUUGGACUAUCAUCAAAUUUGAUCAUAUACCUAACAAAAGUGAUCAAACAAGACCUUCAGACAGCAGCCAAAAGCGUCAACUAUUGGUCUGGCGUCACCACAUUGAUGCCCUUGCUUGGCGGCUUUCUAGCCGACGCUUAUUUUGGCCGAUUUUCUACUAUCCUAGCCUCGUCGAUCAUCUAUCUCCUCGUCUGUCUAACAACAGUUUUACUGAAAAACUUUCAGGGGUUGCUAGUGUUAACAAUGUCUCGAGUGAUCCCGAGCCUGGAACCGUGUGGGCCCGGGCCCUGCCCGGAGCCCCGAAAAAUCCACGUCAUCAUUUUUUUCUUAGCCAUGUACUUGAUCUCGAUCGGGACCGGUGGGCACAAGCCCUCGCUCGAGAGCUUCGGGGCCGACCAGUUUGACGACGACCACGCGGGGGAGCGGAAGAAGAAGAUGUCAUUUUUCAACUGGUGGUGUUUUGGGCUUUGUUGCGGGCUCUUGCUAGGGGUGACCGUGAUCGUCUACAUUCAAGACCACAUCGGGUGGGCUACGGCCGAUGUUAUUUUGACAUCCGUUAUGGCAUUCACUGUCGUGAUAUUCUUGAUCGGAAGGCCGUAUUACCGGUUUCGGAGGCCCAACGGGAGUCCCUUGACUCCUCUGCUUCAGGUUUUGGUGGCGGCUUUCGUGAAGAGGAAUCUCGAGCACCCGUCAGAGCCCGGUAAGCUUCACGAGGUCUCGCGCUCGGGCAAGGACAAUGGGAUGAGGUUUCUUGUCCACACGGAGAGGCUCAAGUUUCUCGACAAGGCCGCGAUUGUAGAGGACACCCGAACCCCGACCGACGAACAAAACCCGUGGCACCUGGCGACCGUGACGCGAGUCGAGGAGGUCAAACUCCUGGUCAACAUGAUCCCGAUAUGGCUAACCACACUACCCUUCGGCAUCUGCGUGGCACAAUCCUCGACGUUCUUCAUCAAGCAGAGCGUGACCCUCGACCGUAGGAUCACCUCCAAGUUCGAGAUCCCGCCGGCUUCCAUCCAAGCCCUGUCGGCCAUCACCCUCGUUUUCGCGAUCGCGUUAUACGACCGGGCCCUCGUCCCCUUCCUCCGACGCCUCACGGGGAAUGACCGAGGGAUCAACCUUCUCACACGGAUCGGGACUGGUAUGAUAUUCUCCGUACUCACCAUGAUGGUCGCGGCCCUCGUCGAGAAAAAACGGCUCGACAUUGUUGAGAAAAACGGGAGUUCCCAGUCGAUGAGUGCCUUCUGGCUGGCGCCGCAAUACGUGAUAAUUGCAAUUGGGGACACAUUCACACUCAUCGGACUUCAGGAGUAUUUUUACGAUCAAGUCCCUGACUCGAUGCGGAGCUUGGGGAUCGCUUUCUAUCUUAGCGUGCUUGGAGCCUCGAGCUUUGCGAGCGGCCUAUUGAUAACAAUAGUCGACCAUGUGACGGGAAGUUGGGGCACGAGUUGGUUUGGUAAGGAUCUGAAUCAUAGCCGGCUCGACUAUUUCUACUGGUUUUUGUGUGGGAUCACGAGUUUGAACUUGUGUGUUUACGCGUAUAUCGUGAGGAAGUAUCCGUACAAGAACGUGAGGCGGGCGACGGUGGCCGUGGCCGAUUGUGACGGGGUGGGGAUGGUGAUAGUUUAAAAUGUAGCUAGCUACAAUGCAAGGGGUUUUAUGAAUGUAAUUGUAAUGACUAAUAAUUAAUUUCGUCUAAGCUACGACAUAAAUGAAUUUUACGUAUGAUUGCGGUCAUCAAUGAUAUUCAUGAUUGUGGUCAUCGAUGAUAUUUUUCCUUAUUAUUUGCAUUUUCACUAGGAAAGAGUCGUGCAAGAGAUUAAAAAUACUCUC